AGCAGCAGCAGCGGGCUGCAGGAUGCACACACAGACAGCUGUCACACUGAAAACACAUUUAACACGGUUUUAAUGACACUUUUAUCCAACAUGCGUGACAGUCAGGCGCGCGUGCACGAUGCCCGAUCGAUCUGUCAUAUAUGAAACUAUCGAUACGGCUCGUGGAAGAAGUUUAUCGGCGGUUUUUCACAGAUUGUGGACGGAGUUAAGUAUGAGGAGUGAGAGAGGAGCUUUUGAAUGGAGCUAACCGGCUAACUGUAGGCUAACAGGGUUAUAUUAACUUUAUCAACAGUUUGACUCAGUGACAGUAACAGAAGACAACAUGGACACACUGCUGGACUUUGAGGAGUGUGUCAAAGACUCACCUGAGUUCAGGCUGAAGCUCGAGCUGUUUGAGGCGGAUGUGUCUGCGCUCGAGACAAAACUGGAUAAGGUGAUGAAGCUGUGCAGUAAGAUGGUGGAGGCGGGUCAAGCCUACAAUGCAGCCAAUCAGCUGUUCCUGACCGGCCUGGCUGAACUUUCCACGUACAACAAGAAGGACAGCGUCAUCACUAACUGUCUGAACCAGUUCAACCAGGGCCUGCAGGAAAUGGUCAGCUUCCACACGAUGUUGUUUGAUCAGACUCAGAGAGCCAUCAGUCAGCAGCUGAGCAACCUCUGUACACAGUUCCUGCCCCAGCUGCUGGAGACCAGGAGGGAGUUUGUCCGGAUAGGGGACGACCUGGAGACGGCCGCUGUCAAGAAUGCUCAGGUGUCUCGCCACAAACCUGGUGAUGCAGAGCGGGCGAGUCACCUGCUGCUUGCCACACGCAAAUGUUACCAACACUUCGCCCUGGACUACUGUCUGCAGCUCAACACCUUCAAGACUCAGCAGAGAAUCGACAUCUUAAACUCAGUGUUUUCCUUUGUCCAUGCUCAGUUCACCUUCUUCCACCAAGGCUUUGACCUGCUCAGGGACCUGGAGCCCACCAUGAAAACCAUGGCAACACAGCUGUCGCAGUUAUCAUCAGACUGUGCAGUUAAGAGAAAAGACCUGGAGAACAGACACCUGCUGGUGCAGCAGAGAGAUGCUUCAGGAGAGCCAAUGGUCAGCCCUUGCCCUGGGAGUGAUGACAUCAUCCAGGGUUACCUCUUCAAACGCUCCCGGAGGAAAUCCAAAACCUGGAAGAGGUGCUGGUUUUUCAUCAGAGACAAUCAACUCAUUUACAGGAAGUCACACAAGGAGGAAGCCGUGGUCCUGUUUGAAGACCUCAGACUGUGUGCUGUCAAAUCACUGGAGCACAUCGACCGACGUUUCUGCUUCGAGCUGCUCUCUGUUCAGAAAUGCUGUGCUCUGCAGGCAGACUCGGAGCAGCUGAAGCAGGCCUGGCUCAGCGCUCUGCAGGGCAGCAUCGACCUUGCCUACAGGGAGAGAGCCGACGUUCAUAUCACACAGCCUAAAGAGCUCCCCCCUCUCCCGUGUGGUGGGGACGCCUCCCCGGGGCCCCCUGCUCAGAGGCCGCCAGCGCUGAGCAUGGCCCUCAGUGGCCCUGGGAACCUGCGGUGUUGCGACUGCGGCGAGGAGGAUCCUCGCUGGGCCUCCAUCAACUUGGGAAUUACCAUGUGCAUUGAGUGCUCUGGCAUACACAGGAGCCUGGGUGUCCACCUGUCCAAGGUGAGAUCUCUCACUCUGGACUCAUGGGAGGCUGAACAGCUGAAGCUGCUCUGUGUUCUGGGAAAUGAUGUCAUGAACCGGAUCUAUGAGGCGCGAUGUUCAGAGGAAGGGCGGAUCAAACCCAGAGCCAACAGCCCGCGGACAGAGAAAGAGACAUGGAUCAAAGAGAAAUAUGUGGAGAAGAGAUUUGUGCAGAGCAGCAGCUCAGCUGGAGCUCAUGGUGGAAAAGGCGAGGCCGGGCUGCGUCUGUAUGGGGCUGCGCUGGCCGGAGACCUGAUUGCCAUGGCAGCAGCAUUGGCACAGGGGGCAGAGGUCAACAGGAGUAUUGCUGAGAAAGGGGGACACACAGCUCUAAUAGGAGCUGCUGUCGGGGGGUCACUGUUAGCUUGUGAGUUCCUGCUGCUGAACGGAGCAAACGUCAACCACCGAGACCAGAGAGGACAGGGAGCACUGCAUGCUGCUGCCACCGCUGGACACACAGGACAGGUGUGUUUGCUGCUGAAGAGAGGAGCCAAUCAGUAUGCUGUAGACGAGAGGGGACAGGACCCAUUGGCCAUCGCCGUAGAAACAGCCCAUGCUGACAUCGUCACACUACUGCGGAUGGCCAGGAUGAACGAAGAGAUGAGAGAUUCAGAAGGAGUCUUUGGAGCUGUGGGAGACGACCAGACGUUUCAGGACAUCUUCCGUGACUUCAGCGACAUGGCGUCACAUGACCCGGAGAGGCUCACCAGACGGAAAUUCAGCCGCGGAGGCGAGGAAGAGGAGGAGGAAGAGGAGGAGGGGGUGGAGGGAGGUGCAGGAGGAGGAGAAAUGGUGAAUAGCCAACACAGUGUUGAGAAGAGGACAGAAUGACAGAAACUGAGAAUAGGAGCCUCUCGGACUGCAGACCCUCUCCACUCCAUGACCACUGGGUUACCACGGUAACAGUUUGAAUGGAGAAGCGUUAAUUUUAACCUCUAAAAGAGUUGACUGACUGCUUCAUGUAAACGAUGUCUAUAAAAUGUUCUAAAACAUAGCAGAUAUGAUAAUAUAGUGGAGUAUACUCUUUACAGUAACAUUGAAAGUAUACUUUAUGUACGGUUACUGCAGUUGGAAAAAGUGUUACUAGUGUUCACGACGACGGAGGAGAAACUUAAUUUCAUCAUCAAUUAAUCUGCAAAUUAUUUUCUGUGUAGAUCGUUUGAUCAAAUAGUCACAUUGACUUAAUACUCACAUACGCAAGUAGAAGCAGACAAGUGUUUUUCUUUAACUUAUAAUGACGUAAAUAUUGUGUACACAAUGCUGUAGGAUAAUGAGAUCAUCGGCGUUUAGGUUGGUUCACUGUAAGCCUUGUUUUAUCAUGCAGCUCUGUUUGCCACAGAGUACCAUCUCCCUGCAACAUGAAGGCUCCAUUUAUGACACAAAGAAAGUGCAUCAAACACUCAGCAACCAAAACAGAGGAUAUUGCUUAUGUUUUCCCCUAGUAGCUAUCGGUAGCUAUCCCCAGUUACCAAAAAGUACCAAUGCAAGUUCACUGCAGUCCCCAGUAGAGGAAAUGGAAGACUGAGGAACAACUCAAGUAUCUGUGGAAAACAAAAUGCAGUGUGUUCAAUGUUGUUGGUAGUUUCAGUGCAUUAUUUAUCCUGUUCUUGUACCGGCAGCUCAUUUAGGUUUUAUUAUAAGCUCUUUUUAGAGAUCGUGCUAUAGAGCCGCUACAAAGUCCCUUUAUCACAGCACCUUCGUUUUUUGACACAGAACCAAACAACAGUGGCAUCAUGCCACUCCAGUAUGCGAUUUUAGACAGCUUACCGGCAUGACGGGCAUGACAAGUACCACAACAGCAUUGGCCUCUAGUUGUAGCUCAUAUAACAUACGUGUCGGCAGUGCUUUGUAAACAAUAAGAGUGGCGUAACAUGGCAAGGACAUAAUUUACCUUCCCUGUUAUAUGGCAGCUGAUCUCAUCCUUUGCUCGGAGGGUGAGGAGCUGCUGGACCUCCUUUUUUCCCAAUUUUCGGGCAUUUCUGGCCGCUGUUCUUCUUCGAGUUAGCUGCUAACUGCUAUCAGCUGCUUUUUAAAUCCCCUGCGGUGGGCCGCACGCAUAACACAUCAUCAAAACACCCCACCCAGGCCACCCACGAUCCCGUCCUGCUGGCUGUCGUCUUUAUACAGACAUUGUUUCGGUGCUGUUACUACCUCUGAUGCCAGCUUAAAGGCGAGACCACUCUGUCCCCCCAUUCCACAAUUGUACCCUUUACACAGCACAGAGAGGAAGAAUUACAGCAUGAAAGUCACGCCUUGAAGAUGCAGUGUAAAAGGGUCUAUAGAAAAAGUUCUUUUACAUGGCAGAGAAAUCUUACAAAAUAUGUAAACAAAGAGUUAAAACCAGCUGAUUGGUUGUUUUCUAGAUUAUUGCUUAGUCCAUUGUUGACUUUUCAUCUAGCGCCACUGUCAGUUCAGUCAGUUCUGUAAAGACGGAGGCCAGGCAACUGGAAGCAAAGACUACUUAGACUGAACACUGAACAAAUGCCUAGGAUUUGAACUGUUUAUGGCUGUUCCAGAUGAUAGAGUUUGAGAGUCUGAACAGUUCAGCAGGACGUUCAGGGUGACGGUGACGUAAACAGGUUAAGUUAGCUCUCCAGGCUAAUGUGCACUAACUCCGUUUAUGUGAAUCGAAAUGUGACACCAGUAGGGUGGCAGCGGUGCAGGAACCAUCUCAGAAAAUAUCCCAGUUUUACAGAACCAUUAGUUCUGUCAGUUACAAUGACCUUUAAAGUAAUGAAAAUAGUUGGGCUUUUUUUAAUUACAAGACUUUUUAUUUCUAUAAUUAAAACUUGCAACAAUUUUUUAAAAUGGAAGCAUGGGGAGAUUCUACAUCCAGUUGCAUUUUUUUAAUACUGUAGAUAAGCAAAUGCAUACAGUAUGAUAACUGUCAAAUUCUAUACCAUGGUAUACCUCAAAUAUAGACCAGAGACUGUGUUGUGUUAGGUUGCUGUGAGCUGUAAAUUCACCACUUCUGAUCAGAAAGAAAAAGUUAUCUCAGAGUCUGAUCGGUCAAAGCCUCUCUUCCUCCAGGCAGCUGCCUCUGUCUGACUCAGACUCAGCCUAGUCUAGGUCCACUGAAAGCAAGGAACGCUCACUCUGCAGCUAAAUCUGGGGACUGAAACAUUCCCAAAAGUAAACAGCACACUGAGUGACCAAAAACUGCUCAACCUGAAAAAUCUCUCUGACUAAUUAAUCCAAUCUUUUAGGGGCGGCCCUAGUUAAGAAUGACGCAAAAUACAUCUGGACUGAGAGACAGCUGUAGGAAUUUUAUUUGAAUUACAUUUCAAACCUCGUAUGGGUUUCUUUACACAUUCAUUUAUUUGUGGCAGCCCGCAACGAUCAAAACAUCUGCUGCCACAAAUAGAUUGUCUAUUUUUGGAGUUGGACUGUUAGUUAGCAGCGCUGUUGAUAGAUAUACUGUUGAGUUAUUUACAGCACUACACUGUCUGAGCGCAGAGUGUACUCUUACACAGAUGGAGCAGCAGAACGUCAGGUGCAUUGAAAGUGAAACUUUAACGUUUAUUCUACUGGGUCUUAACUGAUUCUAACUUGCCUCUGCAGCAGCCGCUCCUCUCGAUCUGAUCUGGUCAGCUCUGAAUUGAUCAAUUAUCCACACCGCGAUUCACAAAAUACUGCUAAGGGGAAAAAAAGAGCUCCGUCUGCACGGACCCGUAAAAACAUCUGAAUUUAGAGAAGGGACACACACAUUUUAAAGGAAAAAAAAGUUUUUUAGUAUAGAAUGUCAUAAUACCAUACUACUACAACCCAGUCGUCAGCUACCGCCACACAAACUCAAAUUCUGUGGGAAACACUGCACUACACUCCCAAUGUGGUUUGCAUCCCAUUUGCAAAAGUUAUGUUUCAUGUGGUGUUUUGCAGUCCAGACUUUAUUAACUAAAUCUUGAAAUGACAAAAACAACAACAACUGUUGCUGGCAGUCUGAACAAGCCCUGAGUCUUGUUACAUUUCUGUUCUUAACCAAAAAUAUAGUUUGUCACUUCCAGUCUUUAUGCUAAGCUAGGCUAACACUUCCUGACUUCAUGAAAAAAUGAAGAAAAUGAAGAAGCCUUAUUUGAAUCCAGUUACUGUCAGAGCGCCAGAGACCCCAUAAAGCUGAUUUAUGCUCAGUGUUAGAUACGGACACGGACGGACCCCUCUCUCUGUACUCUGCAUUCUCUGUAUUUGUAUUUGUGCACAUUUUCUGAAAGCUUUCGGGUACAGACAAAACUGAGCGGUAUCAUUAGAGAUCAUGGGGGCAUUUUAGCGUACUUCAACAAGAUAGGACCACUGGACUCAACAAAGACAUUUUAAAAAUGGCGUAAAGGAUUGAAUCAUUAAUACUGUAAAAAUAGUUCUUCGUCCAUACUUCCCAAUGUACUUAAUGGCCUCAUAAAACACAGCCAUCUACGACACUGCCUCGGUUAAAAGUUACAUUAUCAGGACCUCCUCCACCAUCGCCAUGUUUGUUGUUGUCAGAAACUUUUGACCCUCCAGUGCCAGGUAGUGGAUGUGGCAUGGGGGUAUGAGAGCAGUAACGGUCUCAAAGUUUGAAAUGAACUUAUGUAUUUUUGUAUGUAAAGGGAGUUUAAACAAGCCCUUACCUGUUUACAGUGCUGUGAUGAUGUCACAAAGGGAGUUUGUCACCUGUUCAGCCUCCAUCAUGUUUGUGCGGUUACAUGAAUCUACGCCCCUAAAAUGUUAUUUAAGAAUAUGAAUAGUUUCCAUCAGUUAAAGUCCCUUCUGUCUGUAUUUAAUGAGCAGCACACGUUUAAUUUAAAUCCUCUUGUCAUUCCAAGAAAAGAUGCUCUAACUGUUUCACUGUGACUUAAAAUGAUGUCAGAUAUAUCUGUUCAUGUUGUUGUUAACAACAGUACAAAGAAAAAACUGAAGUACACUGUGUUGAAAGCUCUGGAAACAUCCCAGAAAUCCAGAAGUACAGUAUGAUCAAAAGUUAUAAUCCUCUAAUAGUUAAAUGAAAUCAAACCCUGCUUUUUUCAGCCACAGCAAUUUAAUGUAUUAUUAUCAUUACUAUUUUUUUUUUUAAAUGUAAUUUAAUGAAUAAUUAUCUCUCUUUAUUGCAGUUUUCAUUGCUUGUGGUGGAGUCUGCCACUCUUAAAGAUUGCUUUUAGCUUGGACACAAACAGUAGGACAGUGUAAUAGACUGAGUUUCUGGGGGGGGAUUGAAGCUGUGAUCUCAAAGCCACCAGACUCCACUGACAAAAACAGUCAUUUUACUUGGCAGAACACAAAGUUGCUGGUCUACCCAAAACUGAUCUGUUAGUGUGUAAGGUGAGGCAGAGCAAAUACUCAAAUGCAGCGUACCCUUGCACUAAUAUUGACUGUUUUUUUAGGUGUCUGAAAUACAUUUCUGUCCACAGCAGUGCAUUGUUAAGCUUUCAUGCAGGUAGAUUUGGUUUAUCAAAGAUGAUAACAGGACAACACAGAAUAUUUUUAAACUAGGGUAUGCAGCAGAGUAUCGUAAUAUUUUUGUGAGGCAAUAUCAUAUGGUCACACAUUGCCAAGUAUCUUUUUUUAUUAUAUGGAUUAAUGAUAUUAAAAUUCAAAUUAAACUUAAGGUAGGUAACUACUAGAAUAAUAAAAAUCAAUUGCUUUUUCAGUCCACUAGAUACAUUUUACUGCUGCAGAAAAUGCCUUAAGUGAGAUGGACAGACUGAAACAGGGUGUCUACAGUAGUGUUCAUUUUGAACUGACAUCAGUGUGUUGUGUGUGUGAAAUAGUACUUAUACAUGUGUCUCACACACACAUACACAUAAAUAUAUGUAUAUUUAAUGUGUAUUUCUGUUGCAGGUUUGGUCUUAAAAUUUAUAUAAAGUGGUAUUUAAAAAGGCCUUAAAAAGUCUUAUAUUUAACUUGGUUAUAUCUGUAGACGAGCAGUGAAAACUUUAUCUUAUUAGCGAAAACAGAUGCUGACAAAUUUUUCCUUCAGGGACAUAAUUUACAGUUAAAAAAAGAUAAUUAAUCCCAAUAUGUCGGAAUAUAUUUUAUCACAAUACUCAGCAUAUCGCAACAUAUAUAAUAUUGCAAUAAUAUUGCAUCAUGACUUAAGUAUUGUAAUAAUAUUGUAUCGUGGUGCCUCUGGUGAUUCCCACCCCUUCUGUAAAUGUUGACAACAGCAAUCAACAAUUUUGCGGAUUUCACACAUCUUUGCGUCUGUAAUCAACUGCCAGUUUUCUGCCCCGAAGUGAUUGCUGUUAUUCGUGUGAUGUCACGGUGAUUUGGUCUAUAAUUUAACGCAAUACAUAAAUAAAGCUGAUUUGAUUUUGUGAUUUUAUAUAUCCAUUAAAUGGCUAUUGCUGAAAAAAUGCAGCCCAUAAAUAGAAUCAAAAACUGGGUUUGAUUUCAUGAAAAACUGCUGAGUGAAUAAUGAACAGCUACUUAACAGAGACAGCAAACUAGCUCGAGGACAUGGCCAAAUGCAAGUAUGAAUGAAUAUAUUAAACCGUGUGGACCUUGAACUAAUCACUAAGGAAAAAUCUGGACCAGUUGGGAACCAUUGGUAUAAAGUGCCUUCUGGCAGAGUUUACUCCAAGAUGUCACCACAUUUUCUAGGUCAGGAUUCAACCUCACAACCCGUCCUUCACUCUGUGGAGCUGAACAUUUGACUGAAGUUUUAUUUGAUGUUUUGCUUCCAUCUGUUUGUUUCUUUUCUCAUUUGUGUUCAUAAAGGGAUUUAAUAUGUAGCUGCUGCAGAGCUACAUUUAUCUGUUUCUUUAGACACUUUAUCAAUGUGUUUCCAGUGUCUCAUUUCAGUUUGCUGUGUCUUUGGGUGAAACCAGGUUGAAAUAUUUUUGUUUUUAUGAAUGAAGACUGAUGUGGACCAACAGAGUGUAAAGACAGAGUCCAUCCCUGAAGCAGAACACAACUGCUGUUACAGAACAUCAGGUUUUUACUGAUUUAUUAGGAAAUAUUCAUUUUUAAAGCCUCAGACCUGCUGAAAAAACUUCACUGCAUCAUUUAAAAAUAUGAUGGAGGAGCAAUAUGACGUGUUUUAUUCUGCUUCAGGGGGGAUUUUCAACAUUUCAUUCCAGACUGUUACUAAUGUGAUGCUACUGCUUAAUAAAAACUCGUUAAUACG
Molecule: messenger RNA, 8771 nt
Organism: Epinephelus moara (kelp grouper)
Lineage: Eukaryota; Metazoa; Chordata; Actinopteri; Perciformes; Serranidae
Product: BAR_ACAPs and ArfGap_ACAP domain-containing protein
Exons: 22
Coding region: 323-2506 (727 amino acids)
Cellular component (GO): cytoplasm
Molecular function (GO): protein binding; GTPase activator activity
Source: RefSeq, a predicted model, not a curated record